This is a messenger RNA of Penicillium chermesinum, 1107 nucleotides long. RefSeq names its product 1-aminocyclopropane-1-carboxylate oxidase. NCBI's taxonomy places the organism in Eukaryota, Fungi, Ascomycota, Eurotiomycetes, Eurotiales, Aspergillaceae. The record is from RefSeq and is a predicted model, not a curated record. Gene Ontology annotation, molecular function: dioxygenase activity. The transcript is spliced from 2 exons. The coding region runs from base 1 to 1107 and encodes 368 amino acids.
AUGGUUAACAAGCUUGAAGGAGACGUUCUCGACGACUACCCUGAUCUUCCACCCUUUCCUACCGACAUCCCAAUAGCCCCCCUUCCACGUAUCUCCUUGGGGAAACUCCUGCAGAAUGACGAAGCCGCAACCGAGCAGCUUUACACGAUAUGCAAAGACCUUGGCUUCUUUUAUCUUUAUCUGAAUGAUUCCGAUGCGGGGAAAUCUCUCCUCAACGAAACGCAAUCGCUAUUUAGCAUUCAAGAUGAAGUAUUUGACCGCAGCUUAGAGGACUGGAAGCCGUAUGACUUCAAGGAAAGGGGGACAUACCUGGGGUAUAAAGCCAAAGGUGCCGCCAUAGUGGAUUACCAAGGAAACGUUGACCGUAAUGAGUCCUUUGCUAUCAGCAAAGACGACCUCCUCGGAACCGGCGAGCGACUCCCCGCUCCUCCCACCGUGGACAACCACAGAGAUCUCCUCGCGUCCUUCGCCAGAGAUUCGCAUAGCGUCACAAUGCUGAUCCUGAGGAUUCUCAAUGACAAGCUCAAGCUCCCAGAAGGCACGCUGCAAAGCUUCCACAAAUUAGAAAGCCCCUCUGGCGACGCCAUCCGCUUCAACCGAGUCCCGGCCCAACCCAUCGACGACCGCCGCACGUCAAUGGGCGGCCACAGUGACUUUGGCAGCGUCACAGUCCUCUUCAACCGUCUUGGCGGCCUCCAAAUCCUGCCCCCCGGCACUCCGGCCCGGGAUGACUCGAAAUGGCUCUGGGUCCGCCCACUGCCCAACCAUUGCAUCAUCAAUCUGGGCGACGCUCUUGUCAAAUUCACGAACGGGCUACUACGGUCAAACAUCCACCGUGUGAUGGCGCCGCCCGGUGACCAGGGCGAUCUCACGCGAUAUAGCGUGAUCUACUUUUCGAAGCCCCUGCACGGGACGCUGAUGAAGCGGCUGGACGGGUCCGAUGUGAUCCCGCCUCUCUCGGCGGAGCAGAUCGAAGAGGACAUUAGUUCGCAGGAGUGGGGAAAACGUCGGCUGUUGGGACCCAGAUUGGAUUUGCAUCAGCUGAAAGAUAUGGACUGGCAGAAGAUUCGGGGAACGGAGAAGUUGAGCCAGCGGCUGAAGGUCUAG